This is a messenger RNA of Rubroshorea leprosula, 901 nucleotides long. The record is from the annotation of a GenBank genome assembly. NCBI's taxonomy places the organism in Eukaryota, Viridiplantae, Streptophyta, Magnoliopsida, Malvales, Dipterocarpaceae.
AGAUCUGGGUUCUCUCUUGAACUUCAUCUUCUUCCUUUCCUCCUCCCUCCUCAUCCUUCUUCUUUCUUCUUCUUAUUCUUUCUUUCUCUCUCUUCUCCCUUCUUCUUCUUCUCUCAAACCUAGAUCUAGGUUUUUCUCAAACCCAGAUCUGGCAUUUCAGCAACCUCGCUCACCUUGUCCAUCUUGGACGCGCUUGUGCCACUGCUACUGCUGCUGCUGUUGCUUCUCCUCUGCGACUUGUCUCAAUCUCUUCGCAUUUCAAUGUAUUUCCCUUUCCCCUCCCGUCAAAUCUCAGCCUUUCAAUCCCUAUACUCUACUACCAUCAUGAACCCUUUUUCAGUAUUGAAUCUUACUUCUCUGUUCCCGACAAUGCAACUCUCGAUUCAUUUGAUCACCUUCUUCAGCAAUGCUCAACAGCCCGUCAAUGCAAACAAGUUCAUAAUCAGAUCCUCAUUGGCACUGGGCAAAAUGGAUGUUGCACGCCAUCUGUUUGAUAAAAUGUGUGAAAGAAACAAAAUUUCUUUGAAUAUGAUGAUUUCGGGUUUUGCAUUGAAUUAUGAUUGUGAUGGUGCUUUUGAGAUGCUUGAGCAGAUGGAAUUGGAAGGUUUGGAGCCAGAUGAUGUGACAUGGACAUCGCUGUUGUCAAGUCAUGCUCGAUGUGGGCGGAAUCAAGAAGCUUUGAAGUUGUUUGAUUCAAUGAGGAUGGGAGGAAUAAGGGUUAGUGCUGAAGCGCUUGCUGUGAUGUUGUCUAUUUGUGCUGAUUUGGUGGCCUUUAACAAGGGAAAGGCGAUUCAUGUUUAGGUGGUAAAGUGUGGUUUGGAAAGCUACUUGUUUGUGAAAACCCAGUUUCUUCACAAACCCAGUUUCUUCACCUCGAACGCGGGGGAGUAGCAAUGGCACG